Paramacrobiotus metropolitanus is the source of this 1318-nucleotide messenger RNA. RefSeq names its product L-lactate dehydrogenase-like. Gene Ontology annotation, biological process: carboxylic acid metabolic process. The transcript is spliced from 8 exons. Gene Ontology annotation, cellular component: cytoplasm. The coding region runs from base 165 to 1214 and encodes 349 amino acids. NCBI's taxonomy places the organism in Eukaryota, Metazoa, Tardigrada, Eutardigrada, Parachela, Macrobiotidae. Gene Ontology annotation, molecular function: L-lactate dehydrogenase (NAD+) activity. The record is from RefSeq and is a predicted model, not a curated record.
UUUUGUUUGUGGACUGCCCCACAUGAAACGCCGACCGUGAUAUCUUUAUCAGUUUUAUUUUUACUGUUUAUUCAGCGUUUGUACCCAGAGACUUCGCUUUCUUUUCCGGAAGUCCGGAGCAUCAGUGACUGCAAAGUGUGAAUUAUCGCAGUGCAUAUAAGAACAUGGCGAAAUUGCCUAGUCCAUCGGCUAAUUUUGCCUCUGUGAAACUGGAGGAAAUGACGCUUCGCUCGCGGCUCCUCAAAGAUGUUCAUGCACCACCGACCCAUGCGUUGUCCAAAGUGACCAUCGUCGGUGUCGGUCAGGUGGGCAUGGCUGUGGCGUACAGUAUGAUCAAUCGCCAGAAUAUUGGUGAACUAGCCAUGAUCGACAUCGACGAACGGAAAUUAAAAGGAGAGCUUAUGGAUUUACAGCAUGGACUACAGUUUGUGCCCUUUGUCAAGAUCGCAGCCAGCACCGAUUACGCCAUCUCCAAGCAUUCAAAACUGUGCAUAAUUACGGCAGGAGCGCGCCAGCGCUCCGAUGAAGACCGAUCGUCGCUGCUCAAGCGGAACAUUGCCAUUUUCAAAGGCAUCAUCCCGCAUUUGAUCCGCUACAGCCCGGACUGCGUUCUGUGCGUCGUCUCUAACCCGGUGGAUCUGAUGACCUUUGUGGCCUGGAAGCUAAGCGGACUGCCGUCGCACCGGGUCUUCGGUUCCGGCACAUCCCUCGACUCCAGCCGUUUCCGUUACUUCAUGAGCGAUAGACUCGGAAUUGACGUGGGCAACUGUCAUGGCUUUGUAAUUGGGGAGCACGGCGAUCGCAGUGUGGUGGUGUGGAGUGGGGUGAAUGUUGCCGGUGUGCGUCUGGCUGAACUCAGUCCCGCCGCUGGGAGCGCCGAUGAUCCGGAGAAUUGGAGGGAGCUUCAUACUAAAGUGGUGCAAAGUUCCGAUGAGAUCGUGCGGCUUAAAGGCUACACAUCGUGGGCCAUCGGCAUGUGCGUGUCGGAGCUGGCCAGCGCCGUCCUGAAGAACAAGCGCAGCGUCUACGCCCUGUCCACUUUCGCCAAGGGCUUUCAUGGCAUUAUCGAGGACGUCUUCCUUAGUCUGCCCUGCGUUUUGGCCGAGAACGGCGUCAAUGCCGUCGUCAAUCAGCCGCUGAGUCCUGGCGAACGCGAGCAACUACAGAGCAGCGCCCGCCAGAUGCACGCCAUCCUCAAGGAUCUCGAUUUCUGAGUUGUAUUUAAUAAAAAAUUUUCUUUUCACGAAUGAACUGAGUACUCCAGCUAAAUUAAAUUAUUCUGAUUUUGCGCAUUACCAGACGAAGGGUACAUUUAUAA